AUGUCUCUUAGCAAUUUAACCUCUGCCAAUUCAUUACAGAAUUUACAUCAACUCUAUAUGAAUAUUGCAUCAUUAAACUUACCAUCUCAAUGGAAUGCCGUUGAUACCUCUCAUUUAUAUUAUCGAAUUUGCAAUUCGCAGCAUUUCGGAUUAACCGAUGAAUCAGCAUCUGGAAAGCAUUUACUGAUGAUAUUAACGAGCGUGAGAAGCAGGUCCAAUUGGUGUUACAUAAAAAACAAAGUGCAACGAACUACUUUAGUAAAAAUCAUAAUAAAUGUCAAACCCCAGAAUUGCAGAAAAUCCACGCUUUUAUCAGAUCGACAUCAGUCAGUGACAAUAAGAUCCAAGCAAUACCACCAGCGGGAAAACAAUUUUGUGAUCCGAUCCAUUGAGGAAACACUCGAGUAUAUGCCUGAGAAUUUGGUAAAAGUAGUGAUAACAGGAAGUGAACAUGCAAACCUUCUUGUUACACUGGAAGAUGUUGGAUCUAUUGAUUUCGAUUAUUUUUAA
Messenger RNA from Ambispora gerdemannii, 510 nucleotides. The record is from the annotation of a GenBank genome assembly. Lineage: Eukaryota; Fungi; Glomeromycota; Glomeromycetes; Archaeosporales; Ambisporaceae.